Molecule: messenger RNA, 1950 nt
Organism: Akanthomyces muscarius
Lineage: Eukaryota; Fungi; Ascomycota; Sordariomycetes; Hypocreales; Cordycipitaceae
Exons: 4
Coding region: 1-1950 (649 amino acids)
Molecular function (GO): toxin activity
Source: RefSeq, a predicted model, not a curated record
AUGUGGGCACGAGGCUUUCAGCUGCUUGACCAACUGACACCUGAGCAGCUUGAAGCAGGAAGCAGUCUCUGGACGCACACCAACAACCCAGGUGGAACUAGAGACGUCACGCAGUAUGUGUCGACGAGUUCAUCGCUUACUGGUGCCAUCACCUUUGCUGUUCGUCCUUCGCCAGAACACGCACAAGAAGUUGGCUAUCUCUACCGGAUCCGCACCAACUGGGCCAUGGUUGAUGUGAACUUGUCUUUGGAGAAUAUUUCUCCCUACCCAGCCCAACAAGAACAGGCUGCCGUUCAAGGGAUUCCAUGGGGCCAAGUCCUAGGCUGGUACGAGGUGCGUGCCGCCGAUCUGAAUCGCGUCCUGGGUGCAGAGGAUCCUAUCAGCCAGUUGGGCCGCUUCACACGAAAUCCCGACUUUCGUCCAGACUCAACAGACCCUGGCGGCGCCCAGCCGCAGCUUGCUGGGCUCCAAAGUGCUGUUGAAGGACGUCACGGAUCCUGGGAGGCAUAUAUAGGACAGUCUGCAGCCAGCAAUCUGAGGCAGUACAUCAGAGAACAUGGACCCCAAACAGAAGCAGCAGAUCAGACCACACUCAGCAGCCUCGACUGGUCAGCGAUUGAAAUCCCGGGUCAUCUACGAACUGCCUUGGGCCAGGGUGCUGCAAGCGCGGCGCAGUGUGCCAUGGCGCUGGCAGCAGUUGUCGUGUCGUGGAAACGUGAUGAGCUGAAAAGAUCUAUUCCAUGGAACAUGGUAGACCGCCGUGAUACAACCAGCAACUUCAAUAAGAAAGCCUGUGGUAGACUUGCGGCUGCAGUUAAGGACAAGGCCGACAAUAAGGAACCUACUGUUCGAGUGUGCGACAAGCCACAAUCCGGCGGAGAAUGCAUCACUAUAGCGACACCUCCCCAAUCUUGCGUUUCUAUUCCUUCGGGAUGGAAUGACAGGGCGUCUACGAUUCUUAUUGGCGCAUCCGCUGGAAUAUGCCAGUUCUUUGGUGAUUAUAAUUGCGCUGGCGCCUCAUUUCAUUCCUCUUUUCCAGGCAACGAUCGCUUGGACGAGUUCGAUGAGGGUCGCUUUGACAACAUGAUUAGUUCCAUUCGUUGCGAAAACACCAGCCCAGAAACUCAGAUUGAAAGGCCACCAGUUAUUGAAAUAACUGAGCCGGAUGUCUGCAUCGCCAAGCCCCGCCCAUUGGCCGAGAUCCUCUGGGUCAUGAUCAACAACAUCGAUGGGGAAUCGCCAGGUGACCUCUUCGGCCGCAUCGAUGCUGCAGAUGACUUGGGCUCUCAAGUAAUUUACAAUGUCGCAAAGGACGAUUCCGUGUCUGUCGAGCCGCGAGACAUGAUCGAGCUGCGCACAUCCCGGCCUCUUGCGGCAAAUGGGGAUUUCGUCAUCGACCUGGAUCUCUGGGACAGAGACAGGGACGCGUCUCCGCACGACCAAGUUAGCAAGGGCAAGAUUUCAUGGAAAGCCCACGAUCCGACAAACGACUACGACGUCCCCAUCCAGAAAGAGAUUAGCGGCGAAUACGGCAAGGCGACCGUGGACUAUAUCGUGAUGAGCAGUGCGACAAAGGCGGUGGUCCAGAUAAUUAUGCUCGAUGGAGACGGAGAGAAACCCGCCGACGUCUUUGGGAGAGUCAGAGUAUCCAGCCGCUUUGUCCAGCGCGACCUGUUCAACAAGGAGGGCGGCAACAGCAUUGAGGUAUACCCUGAUGCAGUCAUCCCGUUAUCGAGGGCUAUAAUGGCCGUUCCGAUGCUCGAUACCCUCAAAAUUCAUGUGGAUCUUUGGGACCAUGACGGCGACUGGUCUUCCAACGACCAGAUAGCGAACGGAGUUGAAGAAUUCCGUCCACAGGUGUCGGGCUCGGAAAAAAGGGUAGUUGCAGGAGAGUACGGCAAGGUGGAAGUGUCAGUUACCUGGGGAGUAGACAAGCCUAAGGGGUGCUAA